Rubroshorea leprosula is the source of this 2636-nucleotide messenger RNA. The record is from the annotation of a GenBank genome assembly. Lineage: Eukaryota; Viridiplantae; Streptophyta; Magnoliopsida; Malvales; Dipterocarpaceae.
GUCGACCAUAUCUAGAAUAUGGAACGACUUUAAGUUUAGGGUUUUCUUAAGGGCCAAUUAACUGAUUAAGGGAAAAUUUUAAAGCAAAUUGAUUCCAUUAAACAAAGAACAAAGAACAAAGAACGAAGAACAAAAGAAAGGAGUGUUGCUUUCAAACAAAUUGCAGGUUAUUGUCAGAUUCUCUUGUCUAACGAAGUGCGAAAGAUUCGUGGUAGACACCAACAGUGAGAUUCCGUUGAUUGUGCAGUGCAGGACAUCAACUUUAUUAGAACAGCCAAAUGGAAGAAUUUUAUGAGGUUUUGGUAAUUAAUCAUGGGGGUAUGUUCACUUAUGGCCCACCAUUACAGUAUGUCAAUGGGGGUCUCAAUUAUUAAGCCUGUGGAUGUGGACAGACUAAAUGCAUGUGAAAUGGCUAAUUAUGUUGUUUCUUUGGGAUAUGAAGAAGUUAUGAUAAAAAACAUAUUGUUCAAAUCACCAUUAGCUGAUAUGGAUUGCCUGAAAUCAUUGGCUAGGGAUGAUAGUAUUCUUGCUAUUCUUAGAAUUUUGAAGAAUGAAGGUGAGGUUCAUUUGUAUGUUGAUCAUGAGGUCAAUUUUGCUGAUGUAAUUGACCUUGUUUUGUUUAUUAGUUGGAAAGAUGCCAUUGAAAAUGAGGGUGGUGGGGUUGGUGUUGAUAGAAAUAAUACUGAGAGACAACUUGAAGUUGACAAGGGCAAUGUCACAAUAGAAAGGCAGGGUCUCCAUGAGGACAAUUUUAACAAUUCACAUAAGGAGUUUGAUUCAGAAUAUGAAUCUUUGAGUGAUGAAGAUUUGGGUAGUCUAGUUGGCACUGAUGAUGAGGAAUAUUUGACACAUUUACAUAAAGCAAGAGCUUUAAGGAAGAAGAGGAAGGCUAGACCAACAGUAGCAACUUCAUCAACUUCAACAAGAUCAACAGUAGCAACUUCCUCAACUCCAACAAGAUCUACUCCAACAAGGGUGAAACAUGUUGCAAGAAAACCUACUCCAACAAAAGCAAGAGGUGUUGCUAGAAAGUUAACAACAACAUCUGUUGAGCCAAGGAAAAUUCCAUUAGAGCAACUAUCUGCCAAGGAGAGAGCAGAGUAUGAGAAAAAAGUUGUUGUUAUUAGAAGAUAUAAGACACUAAACAUUGAGCAAAGUGAUGCAGACUUGCCAGGAAGGUCAAUCUCCGGAGAUCCAAUCACUUCUUCUCAACAAUUACCUGUUAAUAAUGAAGAAUCUUCUGAUGAUGAAAGUGAUGAGAGAGUUAGCCAUUAUGAAGACAGUAAUGAUCCUGGCAACUUGUGGACAAAUUCAAGUGAUGUUGAUGAAGAUGAAUAUCAUGUCUGCAUUGAUUCAAAAGGGGAUGAACGUACAGAUGUAUACUACAACCCAUCAUGGGCAAAGCAAAUUGUGAUCAAGGAACUAGAGGGCAAUUUCAUUGAGGAGUAUGGUAAUGUUGUGGGGUAUGCAAGGUAUUUGGAAUCUGUUAAUCCAAGAAAUAAAGUUAGAGUGAUUGCUGACAGGCCUAGAAUUGGUGGACCUUUGAUGUUUCAAGGUAUGUAUGUUUGCCUGAAAGUGUUGAGAGAUGGGUGGAAGAAUGGUUGUAGACCAUUAAUUGGGGUUGAUGGGUGCUUUUUGAAGGGUGUUUGUGAAAGGGUAUUGUUAUCAACUGUUGGAAGAAAUGGAAAUGAGCAGAUGCAUUCCAUUGCCUGGGCUGUGGUUGAGUCAAAGAGUGGCAACUCUUGGAAAUGGUUCUUUGAGAAUCUAAGGGUGAAUUUGGACUUAGGUGAAGGACACAAUCUCUGCAUUGUUUUAGACCAGGGCAUGGGCCUUCUUAGUGCAAGACAAGAGGUUUUCCCAUUUGCAUCUCAUAGAUAUUGUAAUAUGGUCAUGGACAAGCUUAAAGAUAAGAAGUUGAGCAUGAGCAAUUGGAAUAGUAACAUUGCUCCUAGAAUUUUGCAAAGAAUUGAAGAAAUAAGGCAGAAUGCUUUUGAAUGCCAUGUGCAGUGGGAUGCUGAACAUGCUUUCCAGCCACCUAUGAUGAAAAGAAGGCCGAGCAGGCCUAGGAACAAAAGAAGGAAGCCAAAAUGUGGUGAACCACAGAAAUUUAAGAAAGGUAAGCUUAUUGUUUUAUCAAGACAUGGGAGAAAAAUGCAUUGCAAGUUAUGUGGUAAUGAAGGACAUAACAAAAGGGGAUGCCCUUUUAAGGAUAGAGAGGUUGUUGAUGGUAGCAGUCAAGCCAUUGUUGGUAGUCAAGCCUUUGUUGCUAGUCAAGUCCCUGUUGUUACUCAGGCCUCUGUUGCACCUUCACCAAAUCCAGCUUCUGUUGCUGCUACUGGAAGGAAGAGGAAGAACAAUCCAAGCAAUCAAAGCAAAAGGCAAACCAAAAGAAGUAAAUAUGUUGCCCUUGGCCAGUCAUUAGAUAAAGGGAAGCAAAAGGCAUGAUAAGAAAUGAAGGAUGAAGAAUGAAUCUGCUAUUUUUUCUUUCCUAUUCUGUUGUGUAUGGAAGCUGUAUUUAUGCUUUUGGUGGUUGUUGAAUCAACCAUAAACUUUUAAGUUAACUAUUGCAGGUUAUGUAAUGAUUCGUAUUAUUUGUGUACUUUGACUCUGAUGUUCAAUAUAAAGUAAACUUAUUA